Messenger RNA from Lemur catta (Ring-tailed lemur), 1132 nucleotides. RefSeq names its product golgi associated RAB2 interactor 1A (gene GARIN1A). The record is from RefSeq and is a predicted model, not a curated record. The transcript has 5 exons. Lineage: Eukaryota; Metazoa; Chordata; Mammalia; Primates; Lemuridae. Gene Ontology annotation, cellular component: nucleus. The coding region runs from base 72 to 977 and encodes 301 amino acids.
ACAGCUUGGAGUUGGGCUGGGUCUGCGUGGGGCCCCAGAGAUGUUCCCCAGCCCUUUUCCCCCAAGAACCGAUGAAUAAGAUCAGGGGCCUCCCACCUGAGGUCAGGGAACCAGGCCCUGGAGUGGAACUUGGGGUGGAAGAUGGUCUUCUUUGUCAACUGAUUCAUUCUCCAGAAUUCAACUUGUUCUCCGACUCAGUGGUAUUUGAAAGCUACUUUAUCCAGGUCACUGAGCCGGGGAACUGGAUGGAUGUCUGUGAAGGACCUAUCACCAUGAUCCUUGGGGUGACCUCCUCAGUGCCCUGCCUACCACUCCCCAACGUCCUCCUCAUGGCCAAUGUCACCUGGCCCCGGAGUUGGUUUUCCACCCAGAGCACACCUGGCCAUGCUCCUGUUAUCACACUCCGCAGGAUUCUCCCCCUGAAGUAUGUGGAGCUACGAAUCUGUGACCGGCUCCAACGCAUCCUGAGGGUUAGGACAGUGACAGGAAAGAUCUACUACCUGAGGCUCCACGAAAAACACCCAGAGGCUGUCUUUCAAUUCUGGAUGCGCCUGGUGAAAAUUCUGCAGAAAGGCCUGUCCAUCACCACCAAAGACCCGAGAAUCCAAUUCACUCACUGCCUGGUGCCCAAGAUGUCCAGCAACUGCCCCGGGACAACACCUGAAAGCAGCCUCUCAUCAUCCUCCCAGCCCAGCGAGACCCUCAUGCUGGAGGCGGCUGAGAAGACCAGUGGCAGCUUCUCACAACUCUCAUCAAGGCCCCAGCUCACAGCAGACAGAAGCAUCAACACUGCCAUUGAUAUAGACAAUUUCAUCAGCAACAACAAGACACCCUUGCCAGUGGAAUCUUCCAUCAAUUUGAAAGUACCCAUGAGAGCCACCUUGAGCCACAGCCUCUGGGAACAAGAGGACCCAGAUGAGUACUUCCAGCACGUUCCUGUAGCCAGUUCCCUAGGAGAGCACUUUUUGGGACCCUGACACCUAGCCAAAACAGGGUGAUCUUCCCUGGCAUCCAUGCACUUGCUACCACCUCCUAUCACGCUGUUUUCCCACUGCAGGCUGAGUGACCCUGGGAGAGGUAAGAUGGUGUUUAUAACAAGGCGCUUCUGUGCUUCCACCAAUAAACCUCCAAG